Lactuca virosa is the source of this 743-nucleotide messenger RNA. NCBI's taxonomy places the organism in Eukaryota, Viridiplantae, Streptophyta, Magnoliopsida, Asterales, Asteraceae. The record is from the annotation of a GenBank genome assembly.
AUGACAUGGUGUCAAUAUGCAAUUCCAAAAUUCUGUGGUACCUCGAUUGAAACAAAGGUGCUUGGUAAAAGACAUGUGAAGCUUGUAAACAAGGGUGAAUGUUACGUGAUGAACUCCCCAAAUCUUGUUAUAAAGUUUCUUCCUUUCCCUGAUGUGGAGUGGCUGGGAAACGUUAAAAUUCAAUGCGAAGAAACUGGGCUUGAAGCCGAAUUGUGUUACAAAGGCAACUCCUUUCUAGGCAGAAAGGGAAAUUACAGAUCUAUUAGAGGAAAAAUUAUAUCUUCAUCAAAUAUGAAAACUAUUUACGAGAUCAAUGGUCAUUGGGACAAGACUGUGACAGUGACGGAUAUUAGCAAUGGCAAAAUGACAGUGAUUUAUAGGGCAAAUGAUGUAAUCUCAGGACUUAAAACACCAAUUGUGAAGGAUGUGAAGGGAGUGUGGAAAAGUGAAUCUGGUGUGGUAUGGGGGAAAGUUAACCAAGGGAUAAUGAACAAGUCAUGGGAUGAAGCAAAAGUUGCAAAGACAACCAUUGAAGAAAAGGAGAGAGAAUUUGCUAAAAAUAGGAAGUUGAAAGGUGAAAAUUGGGUUCCAAAACAUUUUGUAUUAUCAAAGUGUAGAGAAAAUGGUGAAUGGGAGGUGAAACCUAAAAAUACAAAAGUCCCUUUAGCACCAAUAAUCGUACCUAUUUGAGAAAUGUAUAUAUAUAAUAUUUCAUUUCUUUCGUGAAAUCCUAAAAUAAUUGA